AUGGAUUUCUUCUGCCGGAAACGUGCGCGGUCAGACUCUCCCCCCAGGGCCGCGGCGCCGGUGAAGAGACACGGCUCCUGCCCGGUGGCCCAGAGACCCCAGCCGGCCAGGCCGGAGAGCCGCCCAGAGCUCUGCCCCUUCCUGGCCGGUCUCUUCCGCCCCAGGAGCGCCAAGGAGGGCCUUUCUGUGGCCCGCAGGGGCAGCUCCCGGGAGCCAGCCUCGAUGGCGGAGGAGAAGGUCCCGCUUCUGGGGGACAACCCCAAAGGCGAGUGCUCUCCCGUUCUCCAGGUGACGGGGGCUGACCUGCCAGGCAUCGCUGUCCCUGCCCCCCUCCGCUGCCAGCCCUCUCCUCCCACCGCCGAGCUGGCGGCCCCCGAGAGCAUGGGCCCAGAGGAGCCGGUGGAGGAGCCCCCUAGCUCUGCAGGGCCAACAGGUCCCUCUGGCCUGCUGGAAAUGGGGACAAAGCUGCCCAUCCCGGUCCCUGGGAGGAAGGUCCUGCAUGGCUCCCUGGAAGAUCUCUCCAAAGCCACAGCUACACAGAUGCCAAGUCCGGAGCGCAGACUGUUCCGCCGAGCACUGGGGAAAGGAGCAAAGGACACGGACAAGUGGAAGAGGGAAUCUAAAUACGUGCAAACCCAGCCUCUCUACCAAGACUACUGGCUGAAGCGCCUCAAGGCAGCGGAGCGCAAGCCCAAGGAGCCGGCCUUCCGGGUGGACGCCAGCCUGUCAAUCGCUGGCCUCCUCUCCUCCUCCCUGCUCGGCGCUGCCUCACAGCUCUCGUCCCGCGACUACAGCUUCUGCUUCUGGCAGGAGAUCCCAGAGGUGAAGAGCAAGCGGCUCCUGGAGGGUCUCACGCCCCAGCAGCGCCGCCUGCAGGAGGCCAUGUUUGAGAUGAUCACGUCGGAGGCCUCCUACCUGCGCAGCCUCUCGGUGGCCACGAGCCACUUUAAGGGAUCGCUGGCGCUGCGGGAGACGCUGACCAGGGCCGAGGUGCACCGGCUCUUCUCCAACCUGCAGCAGGUGAAGGACGUCAGUGAAAGGUUUCUCCUGGAGCUUGAGGAGCACAUGGACAAGGACGUCUUUCUGGUGGGGCUGGGGGCCGUGGUUCUGAAGCACUGCCCCGCCUUCCACAGGGUCUACAUCCCCUACGUCACCAACCAGAUGUACCAGGAACAGCUCAUGCAGCAGCUGAUGCGAGAGAACUGGCGCUUCCGGCACGUCCUGAGGAAGCUGGAGGAGCAGCCAGUGUGCCAGCGGCAGCCCCUGAAAUCCUUCCUGGUGCUGCCCUUCCAGAGGAUCACCCGCCUGAAGAUCCUGCUGGAGAACAUCCUGAAGCUGGUCCCGGCGGGCUCCGAGCUGGCCAGCUCCAUUGGCGCGGCCCUGACGGCAGUGGGAGAGAUCGUGUCGGCCUGCAACGAGAACGUGCGACACAUGAAGCAGACGGAGGAGCUGGUGCUGCUGGAGAAGCAAGUCGAGUUCGUAAAGACGAAGUCCAUCCCGCUCAUCAGCCGGGGCCGCUGGCUGGUCAGGGCGGGGGAGUUCUCCCAGGUCCUCAUCCAGGAGGUGGGCGUGGGGUACAGACCCCGCCUGAGCACCAAGCCCAUCCACCUGCACCUCCUCAGCGACCUGCUGCUUUUGUCCCGCCGGAGGGACGACGGCAGGUUUUCCGUCAAGGAUUACGCCCAGACCUGCCACGUCAGAGCGGAGCUCCUCAGAGCCAAGCCGCUGGGGCUUCCCGACACGGCCUUCCUCCUGUGCCUCUCCCACAACCACCGCGGGGUCAGCGCCGAAUUCAUCAUCAAAGCAGCCAGCGAGGCCCAGAGGCAGGAGUGGAUCUCGCUGAUAACCAGCCAGGCGUCCCCUCGGCCUGUGGGUGUGAUCAAAGCCCUGAGAGAUGCCUGCGCUGGUCUCUGA
This is a messenger RNA of Malaclemys terrapin pileata, 1914 nucleotides long. RefSeq names its product rho guanine nucleotide exchange factor 19-like. The transcript is spliced from 13 exons. Bases 1 to 1914 code for a protein of 637 amino acids. Gene Ontology annotation, biological process: activation of GTPase activity. Gene Ontology annotation, cellular component: nucleus; cytoplasm. NCBI's taxonomy places the organism in Eukaryota, Metazoa, Chordata, Testudines, Emydidae. Gene Ontology annotation, molecular function: guanyl-nucleotide exchange factor activity. The record is from RefSeq and is a predicted model, not a curated record.